AUGGAAAGGGACGAGGACAGUCCUUCUGGCGGAAGCUGCGGUCCUGACGUUGUCUGGGAAAAAUACCUGUUUAAAUCCAAACUGUCGGAAUCCCUUGUUCAGCUGGCAUGUAGUCACCAUCACUGUGCCUUCCCUUUGAACCAAAAUGAGUUAUGCAUCUGGAAUAUGGCGACUGCUCAGCCAUUGCAUUUAUCAGGACAUCAUUACUCAAUUUCUGCAGUGUCAUUUGGAAGUAAAACCAAUCCACUUCUUGUCUGCUCUGCUUCUCGUGAAUGUGUAAUAGUGUGGAAUCUUGAUGAAUGCACACAGAAGGUGCAAGAAGGGUUAACUCCUCGAGGAAAUGUUAUAGGAACUCUUUUGGGACUGGUGCUUCACGUAAAAUUUAGUCCAGAUGAUCAGCAAGUGGCAGUAUGUGCUGGAAAACACAUCUACAUGCUAAGUGCACAGAAUGAAGCUAUACUGGCUGAAUUGGAUGGCCACUUGGCUCCAGUGACUGCAGCCGACUUUUGCACAUGGGAGAAAAGUAUGCUUAUAUCCGUGUCAGAGGACAGAACCUUUAAGGUGUGGGACUAUUCUGCUGGCCAGUUAAUACAUCAGUCAGGAGUAUUAACAUCAUUUCCUUUGCUAAGUUUGCUAAUUGAUGAAGAAAAUAAGCACCUUAUCACUGGAUGCGCUGAUGGACAGCUUUGGAUCUUCAGUUUAAUCAGUGAUCAUAAUUACCGUUGCAUAGCAAAAAUCAACUUAAAGAAAGAGCAAGAUAAAUUCUGUAACAAAUUGUGGAAAACUGGAAAAGAAACAGAUGAACAGCAAAAUACUUUCAAGCUGUGCAAAGCAAACAGGAUGAGACCACAAGGAUCAGUGGAAACAUCAUUGCCUGUCCUUUUAAUUGAACACUGUGACUUUUUUGGACUUUCCCAUAGUGAAGAAAACACGUGUUCUGCCCUUAAUACUAGCUAUUAUUGGAUUGGAAGCUCUUCUGGCUUGUUUGUAAUUAAUCUGGCAAACUUUGAAUUAGAAACUUUUUUAUCUUACAAAGAUUACAGUGACCUCAGCAUUCAGUUUGCUGGAUCGUGUGCAUUAACGAGGAAGGCAGUUAAUGGAAAGGUUUUAUGCUUGAUCACUUCAAUGUUUGAAGAUAUGACUGCUGUGUUGGAAGUUAACCUUGCUGCGUUGGUGAGAACUAAGCAGAGCAAUUUUCUCCAGUGUGGAAACAAGAACAGUCUAUCAGUUAUUGCCAGGUAUUCUUUAUUGACAAAUUCUCCAUUGUGUAAAGGUUUAAAAAAAAACAUGAGAAAACCUUCUAGUAGAACACUUGGAGUGAAAAGCACAGUGAAAGAUCAGCCAUUGGUUUUCCAUAAUAAAAUUAAGGCAUCAGGUUAUACAUCAGCACCUCGAAUGACCAUGUUUUAUCCAAAUACUAACCUGAAGAAAAACAAGGUAUCAAAAUGGAACACCGGUCAUAAAUGUAAAGAUAAAGAAUAUCCAUUGGAAAGUUAUCCUCCAAUCAAAUAUGAGAAAGAGAUAUCUAUUACAUGUAAACCAACUCCAAUUUGUUGCAUUCAGUAUUCUGGAGAUGGAGAGAUGAUGGCUUGUGGCCUGGCUGACAAAACUUUACUGGUACUCAAUUCCAAUCUCAUUGAUACAAACAAUGUUUUUGCAGGUCAUGAUGGUGCAAUUAACUCUGUUGGCUGGAGUCAUGACAAGAAAUGGUUAAUUUCAGCAGCAGAAGACAGAACAUUAAGGAUCUGGUCAGUCUGCAAUAAUGAACCUGCUCUAGUUCUGGACAAAGAAAAGUUCCAUAAGGCUGUACGCUUUGCACAGUUUUAUUUCAUAGAUACAUUUAUAUUGCUGUGCUGUGGAGCUGAAUUUCAUCUGUUAAGUUUCUAUCUAGACACCACCAAGGAUGACCUAAAACGAUACAGACAAAGAAGUGUUUACAAAUUGGUACAGAAAUUUUCUAUGGCUUCAACAAUGGAGAUUACCAGCCUUUCAGCAGUAAAUGAUUUUUACUCUUAUAUUGUACUUGCAGCUGGCAGCAACCGAGCACUGGAAGUUUUUGACCUCAAUGCAGGCUGUAGUGCAGCAGUGAUACCUGAAGCUCAUACUAGAUCAAUCCAUCAGAUUUGCCAAAAUAAGGGAUCAUCCUUCUGUACACAGCAACAUGAAGCUUACAAUCUUUUCAUGACCACAGCUGCAGGUGAUGGCAUCAAGCUGUGGGAUUUAAGAACACUGAGGUGUGAACGUCGUUUUGAAGGGCACAGUAACCGCUGCUAUCCCUGUGGAAUUGCAGUAUCUCCCAGUGGACAAUUUAUAGCCAGUGGAUCAGAUGACAAAUGUGCUUACAUAUAUGAAAUGCGUUCCAGCACUUUUUUACAUAAACUGGGAGGACACACAGACACUGUCAUCAAUGUGACUUUUAAUCCCUCAUCUCCACAGGUAAAAACUACUCCAAAGAAGUUAGGCCUUAGGCAAUGA
Colius striatus (speckled mousebird) is the source of this 2475-nucleotide messenger RNA. It is a transcript of the gene WDR27, whose product is annotated as WD repeat domain 27. Lineage: Eukaryota; Metazoa; Chordata; Aves; Coliiformes; Coliidae. Gene Ontology annotation, molecular function: protein binding. The record is from RefSeq and is a predicted model, not a curated record. The transcript has 24 exons. The coding region runs from base 1 to 2475 and encodes 824 amino acids.